This is a messenger RNA of Lactuca sativa (garden lettuce), 1043 nucleotides long. Its product is annotated as putative ubiquitin-like-specific protease 2A. Lineage: Eukaryota; Viridiplantae; Streptophyta; Magnoliopsida; Asterales; Asteraceae. Gene Ontology annotation, biological process: proteolysis. Gene Ontology annotation, molecular function: cysteine-type peptidase activity. The record is from RefSeq and is a predicted model, not a curated record.
UUACAUAAAUCAGUAUACUUUUAUCUUUUCUUUUUUGAUUCGACCCAUCCGAUCGCUCCACGUUGCGCACAAGUGAGUGAGACGAGAUUCAUUCAGAAACUGUUGCAUAAUCGGUAAACGUUCAGAUUCAGAAUAGAUUACUUGAUGCAUCCAUCUCCAGAAACAAGUAAAAAAAGAGCAAUUGAAGAGCUUAGCGAUUCUCAGGAUGACCAUCAUCCAACCACCAUUACUCGUCAAAGAAGAGGGAACCGUGGCAAUAUGGUAAAUCAAGCUAAGAAGUUGAACUCUGAUAAAGUUCAUAGUUACCUAGAGAAUUUAUGGCUCAGCAUUCCAGAGGAUAAAAAGAGUUCAUUCACACAUCUUGAUCCAUUGUGGUAUACUUUGUACUCUAGUGACUCCAACAAAGAAAAGGUGUUGAACUGGAUCAAGAAAAAAGACAUAUUUUCUCGAAAAUAUGUGGUUUUUCCCAUUGUUCAGUGGGGUCAUUGGAGUGUGUUGAUAUUUUGUCACUUUGGUGAAAGUUUAGGAUCAAAAUUCAAAACUCCAUGCAUUUUGUUGCUGGAUUCACUAGCAAAAGCUGAUCAUUCCAAGCAACUGGAACCUGUAAUAAGAAAAUUUGUUUCUGAUAUCUACAGGAAUUUAGAGAGGACAGAGGAUAAAAAAUUGUUGCUUAAAAUGCCAUUUUUAGUUCCUAAGGUUCCACAGCAGAGAGAUAAUCAGGAAUGUGGUUUUUUUGCUCUUUAUUAUAUAAAGCUUUUUGUUGAGAAUGCUCCUGAAAGUUUUAGCAUAUCCAAUGGGUACCCUUAUUUUAUGAAGAAAGACUGGUUUAGUUCCGAAGGUUUGGAUGGGUUUUGCAAAACUCUUGAUUCUUCUCACAAAUAGCAUUCAUUCAUUUGCAACUUUUAUUUAUGUAAAUAAACAAAAAGCAGUCGUAUUUUUGUUUUUCUGUUAAAACCUCAAAAACUAACAUGACUUGAGCUAGUUGCAACUUUUGAAACUGGUUUUAUAGUUGGACUAUUUCUAUAUAGACAUUUUUUUUUUUA